AGCAAGACAGCGAGCGAGCCAGCGAGCGGGAAGCAGCAGCCCCGGGCUGGCGGGGAGAGGACACGCCGGGCUCUGCAGCCAUAGUGAGCACCCCUGGGCUCCUGCUGCCCUGGACCCUCGGCCCGAGGGGUCUGGCCUCUGCCCCCAGGCUCUGAGAUCCGGCCGGCCAGCCGGGGGCUGCCUGGUGCCUCCGCUUCCUUCCUUGCUGUCUGGACGUGACCAGAGGGAAAGUUUUGAAAGAUGCCGAUUGCCCAGCUGCUGGAGCUAUGGAAGAAGAUAGAGGUGGAGCCCAUGGAAAUAGAGACCACCGAGGAAGACCAGACCCUGGACUCGGCGCCCACCACAGAGGAAACCGCUCACGAGGAAGAAGGUGUUGUCAAGGAGAUCGACAUCAGCCACCAUGUGAAGGAAGGAUUCGAAAAGGCUGACCCUUCCCAAUUUGAGCUGCUCAAGGUUUUAGGACAAGGGUCCUACGGGAAGGUGUUCCUGGUGCGGAAGGUCGCGGGUCCCGACGCGGGACAGCUGUACGCCAUGAAAGUUCUGAAGAAAGCGACCUUGAAAGUUCGGGACCGCGUCAGGUCGAAGAUGGAGAGGGACAUCCUGGCCGAAGUGAAUCACCCUUUCAUUGUGAAGCUGCACUACGCCUUUCAGACAGAGGGGAAGCUCUACCUGAUCCUGGACUUCCUGCGGGGAGGGGACCUCUUCACCCGGCUCUCCAAGGAGGUGAUGUUCACGGAGGAGGACGUCAAGUUCUACCUGGCUGAGCUGGCCUUGGCUUUGGACCACCUCCACGGCCUGGGCAUCAUCUACAGGGAUCUGAAGCCAGAGAACAUCCUCCUGGACGAAGAGGGACACAUUAAGAUCACAGAUUUCGGGCUCAGCAAGGAGGCCGUGGACCACGAUAAGCGAGCGUACUCCUUCUGCGGGACCAUCGAGUACAUGGCGCCCGAGGUGGUGAACCGGCGCGGGCACACGCAGAGCGCCGACUGGUGGUCCUUCGGCGUGCUCAUGUUCGAGAUGCUCACGGGGUCCCUGCCGUUCCAGGGGAAGGACAGGAAGGAGACCAUGGCCCUCAUCCUCAAGGCCAAGCUGGGCAUGCCCCAGUUCCUCAGUGCGGAGGCGCAGAGCCUGCUGCGCGCCCUCUUCAAGCGCAACCCGUGCAACCGGCUGGGUGCUGGCAGUGAUGGAGUGGAGGAGAUCAAGCGUCACCCUUUCUUUGUGACCAUAGACUGGAAUAAGCUGUACAGGAAGGAGAUCAAGCCGCCCUUCAAGCCCGCGGUGGGCAGGCCCGAGGACACCUUCCACUUCGACCCCGAGUUCACCACCCGGACGCCCACAGACUCACCGGGCGUGCCCCCCAGCGCCAAUUCUCACCACCUGUUCAGAGGCUUCAGUUUCGUGGCCUCCAACCUGGCCCAGGAGCCCCCGCAGCAGGACCAGCACAAGACCACGGUCCACCCCAUCGUGCAGCAGCUGCAUGGGAACAACGUGCACUUCACUGAUGGCUACGAGGUCAAGGAAGACAUCGGGGUGGGCUCCUACUCUGUGUGCAAGCGGUGCGUGCACAAAGCCACCGACGCGGAGUACGCCGUGAAGAUCAUCGAUAAGAGUAAGAGAGACCCCUCGGAGGAGAUAGAGAUCCUGCUGCGGUACGGCCAGCACCCGAACGUCAUCACCCUCAAGGACGUCUACGACGACGGGAAGUUCGUGUACCUGGUGACGGAGCUGAUGCGCGGCGGGGAGCUGCUGGACCGCAUCCUGCGGCAGAGGUGCUUCUCGGAGCGGGAAGCCAGCGACGUGCUGUGCACCAUCAGCAAGACCAUGGACUAUCUGCACUCGCAGGGGGUUGUCCACCGAGACCUGAAGCCCAGUAACAUACUGUAUGUGGAUGAGUCUGGGAACCCUGAAUCCAUCCGGAUCUGCGACUUUGGGUUCGCCAAGCAGCUGCGUGCGGAGAACGGGCUGCUGAUGACACCCUGCUACACGGCCAACUUUGUCGCCCCGGAGGUGCUGAAGCGGCAAGGCUAUGACGCGGCGUGCGACAUCUGGAGUCUGGGCGUCCUGCUGUACACCAUGCUGGCGGGGUUCACCCCCUUUGCAAACGGCCCAGACGACACCCCCGAGGAGAUCCUGGCACGGAUCAGCAGUGGGAAGUACGCCCUUUCCGGGGGGAACUGGGACUCCGUCUCCGACGCGGCCAAGGACGUGGUCUCCAAAAUGCUCCACGUGGACCCUCAGCAGCGCCUGACGGCCGUCCAGGUCCUGAAACACCCGUGGAUCGUGAACCGAGAGUACCUGUCCCAAAACCAGCUCAGCAGGCAGGACGUCCACCUGGUGAAGGGUGCGAUGGCCGCCACCUACUUUGCUCUCAACAGGACCCCGCAGGCCCCUCGGCUGGAGCCCGUGCUGUCGUCCAGCCUGGCCCAGCGCAGAGGCAUGAAGAGACUCACGUCCACGAGGCUGUAGCGCCAGGACCUGCGCCAUCCUCCGCUCCCAGCUCUGGCAUCACGGGUGUCGCUGCGGCGACCACAGCGCUUUCGCUCGGCCCACGUUUCCUCGUUCAGCCCAGAGGGUCCGGACGGUGACCUCCCAAUGCUGCCUCACUCUGCCAGCCUUUCCACCUCCUUCCCAGCCACACAGGUUCUGGGCACCGCGGCCACCAUGCCAAACACCUGGGCUCCUGCCGGCUCUGUUUACCGUCAUGGCUCCCGUUCGUGUGGACAGAUGUUUUUCCAAAGAGAAAGCCAGUCACCUGGUCGGAAAUGCAACACGAGGUCCUAGUUGUACACAGGAGGCUUCGAGGUCCCGGGAGGGCCCGCAGCUGAAGGACGUCAGAGCGGGCACAGGGCACCAGAGCAGAGCCCUGUCCCCUGAAGACCACCCAAGGAGCCUUUGUCUCGCUGCCCCUGGCGCCAGGCCUCUGCUGGGUGAGGGCCGGCCUCCGGGCCUGCUUCCCUGUGGCAGUGGGUUUGCUCGCCUCACUCCACUCACUGUCUGUGGAGGCCUGUGCCCAUCAGGACCCCGAGCUCAGUGCCCAGUGUCUCCCCACGGGGACAGAAGGAACCAGUGGGGAGCUGGAAGCUUUGGCAGCAGAGAGGUGGCGCAGCUUGUGGAAGCUCUGCUGUGCUGUCAUGUUUCUGUCGAAUGGACCCGCCUUUACCAGCGUUCCGUGACCGUCAGCUUGUCGCUGGGUGCACGCACAGGCCCGGUGUGCUGCUGCCAGCCAGGCGAGCGUUGCUGCUAAACCCAACCACCACCGCCACCCGUCCAUCUGUCCCUCUGAGCUCGGGUGGGGCUGCGGGAGCACCUGGUUGGCACAGCUGGGCUCCCACUACAAAGACAGUGUUUCGUUGCUUCUCUUGCCCCUUGGCCUCUGCGCAUCCUCACACACAGAUGCCCAUGCCACCUUCUGGAAAGGACUUCUUAGCUUGGUCCCGGGCUCUCAGACCUCAGAACAGGAGCUGAGUUAGUGCACACAGCAUUUUUUGUCACAGCGCACAGGACAUGGAAGGCGGGGACACAUUCCUGCCCCUGUGUUCCCGCAAAGCCCUGUUAGGCAUUUCCCAUUUUCUCAGUGGAAAAUGCUUCCCAAGGUGCCAAUGACAUCUGCCCCCAGUGGUCUUGCUCAGGUCCGGUGACGUCACACAUUGGAACAGGGACAGCUGGAGUGCCCACAGGCCCCAGGGUCUCCCUGCCUGGAGGCGGCCGGAGCCUUUCUGUCUCGGUGCCGCUGGGUCCCCAGCUCCCCACCGGGGCCCUCAGCCUGGCCUGUCUGCACGAGGCUUAUCCCUGAACUCUGAUGGAAGGACCCAGAGUCCGGAGAGGGUGGCGGGACACCAGGUGUGUCCACACUGUCAUCCCUACUGUGAUGGCCCACCCCCAUCCGUCUCUGCUGUGUAGCGAGUGUGGCCGACAUGCGAGCUCCUACUGGGGGCGGCCUGCACAGCCGGACCCGGCAGAUUGCUCGCUCCCCACCCCGCCUGUGAUCCUGAGGCCUGGCGGGCCCGCGACCUCACCCCAUGCCGCCCUGCCCUGCUGAGUCUGUGAAACACUGUGUCCCCACCUUCAUGCCGGGCGAGGUGAGAAAGGCAGCCUAGAGAACCGAGGUACCAGUGGGAAGCCCGCCUGCCCGAAGGCACCUGGGGGAUCCAGCAGCCACUCCAUCAGGGGGAAUGACGGGGCGAUGGGUGUCUUCACCAUGCCUGGGCCAGCUCCCCUACCUCGGUGAAUGGCACCAUAGGACUCGUUCAGGUGACAGGAAGUCACAGCCUCCAUUCACAGCCCUGGGUCAGGAAAGCAUAGGAUUCGUUCAAAGAAAAGCAAGCCGUGGGCCUCAGGCCUCUGGCCCACCACAAAACAGACCAUUCGCAGCACCUCUAGGGUGUCACCCUGCCCCCGUGACUCCCAGUUUGAGAGAACCUGGCUCACUGCAUUGGUGUGAGGGGCUUCACAGAAGCCACCCCCAAGGCAGACUGGGCAAGUGCCAGGCGUCCCUUCUGUCCUGCAGUGUGGCUGUGUACUGGCUUCCCGCCUGUCGAUGUUCGGAAGGCUGUUCGCUUUCCAGGUGGUGAGGGUUCUCCAUGUCAGCUCCCAGCGUUGUUCUCUAAACGGCGUCCCCGAGGCCGUGUGAGGACGCCCCGGUCCUUCCUGGGCCCCUGCAGCACCCGGGACGGAUCGCACCGCCUUUGUUCCCACGUGCUCGUAGCCCCCACCUCCGAGAGUGAGAAGAUGAGAAGACUAGUGGGAGCAGCGCCUGAGCGGGGAGGCCUCCCGAACUCAGGGGACCCCGUGGGAAGGGACGAGAACUCGUGGGUGGAGGCGGGUCCGGAGCCGCUUUCUCCCGCAUCCCGGCCUUGCACUUUGUUUACAAGCCGCUUCCGUUCAUGGGCCCUUUUCCUGCUCGCGCUUUCGAUUUGUGUUCGAGACGGGCGGCCCCUGUACAGAUAUUUAUUACGCUUUCCAGACUUUCUGAAUAGGUUUUUUUUAAAUAAACAUGGGUUUUAUGAAGUGUAAUACU
Molecule: messenger RNA, 5017 nt
Organism: Artibeus jamaicensis (Jamaican fruit-eating bat)
Lineage: Eukaryota; Metazoa; Chordata; Mammalia; Chiroptera; Phyllostomidae
Gene: RPS6KA2
Product: ribosomal protein S6 kinase A2
Exons: 22
Coding region: 241-2466 (741 amino acids)
Biological process (GO): intracellular signal transduction; protein phosphorylation
Molecular function (GO): ribosomal protein S6 kinase activity; ATP binding; magnesium ion binding
Source: RefSeq, a predicted model, not a curated record